This is a messenger RNA of Penicillium manginii, 516 nucleotides long. RefSeq lists its product as uncharacterized. Lineage: Eukaryota; Fungi; Ascomycota; Eurotiomycetes; Eurotiales; Aspergillaceae. The record is from RefSeq and is a predicted model, not a curated record. The transcript has a single exon. The coding region runs from base 1 to 516 and encodes 171 amino acids.
AUGGAUUGGUCCACAAGGUCCACAAUUGAGAUGAACUGGGAGGAUAAUCAGCGCAAUCACUAUGGCUACCAUAUGAUGGACCUCUCUCAAGCUCAGCCUCAUCUAUUCCCGCUCGUCUCCUCCGACCAUGAUUGGAGGCGGAAUGGGGAUGCAAGAUCAGUGGCGACAUCGAACUCGAAUGCUAUUUCGUCUUCCCAAGUCAAGCCAGCUUCCAGUGAGGGUUUUGACUGGGAUACCUUAUCUUCUUCGACAGACGCUGUCAAUUUGACGUCAACUAACUUCGGUCACCCUUCUCCAAAUCCCGGUCUGAGUUGUUCUCCCGGGACUGAAUCGGCUUUCUUCUCGCAUACCGAUCGCAUCUCGCCCGGGUGCCGGUCUCUGGUCUUCUCAGGUCAACAAAGUUGCGAGGGGAAUGCCAGCAACAAUAAAGUCCACCAUCGGCCCCUCGAAAUUCGGUCUCACGCUCAUCUUCGACCUACAAACAAGGGGACCAAAAGACUUCAGCCGUACGUCUAA